This is a messenger RNA of Ruditapes philippinarum (Manila clam), 1022 nucleotides long. Its product is annotated as loricrin-like. Lineage: Eukaryota; Metazoa; Mollusca; Bivalvia; Venerida; Veneridae. The transcript is spliced from 2 exons. The record is from RefSeq and is a predicted model, not a curated record. The coding region runs from base 229 to 747 and encodes 172 amino acids.
UAAAUAAAUGUAGGUAUAAAUGUAGACAUACUUAAUGAUGCAUAGCUUAGAGUAUGAUGUAGUUAACAUUUCUCGGGUUUAGAAAGUGUCGAAUAUUUAUAAAACCUUGUUGUGUAUUUAUAAAUUUACCAAAUAACGCUAUUACACUGGACUUUAGAUAAAAGCAAUAACAUGCAUUUAACGAAUUAACGUUUUUUAGGAAAAUAAACAACUAUAAGUUUUGUUACAAUGGGUGCUUCCAAGUCUAAACAGAUUACUAAAAAGGACAAAAAGAAGACUGGGGGAGGCGUUGGAGGAGGAAAGAAAACUAAAGGAGCUGGAUUGGGCGGCACGAGGCAUAAGUAUUCUGAUGAUGACGAUGAUCAUAGUGUAGGAGAGACAGCUGAGCCUGACGCAGUUGUAACCAGUGGUGGAGACAGCGGUGGGGAUGGCAAAAGUUCUGGUGGAGACUGUACCAGUGGUGGAGACAGUGGAGGCGUAACGGAGAGUAGUGGAGGUGGCGGAGGGUACAGCGGCGGUGACAGUGGGGGAGGGGGUGGAGGGUAUAGUAGUGGUGGGGGAGGCUACAGCGGUGGAGAUAGUGGCGGUGGGGUUACAGCAGUGGUGGCGGAGGAGGGGGAUAUAGUAGCUUUGGUGAUAGUGGCGGCGGGGGAUACAGUGGGGGUGGGGAUAGCGGCGGAGGAGGAGGGGGAGGAGGAGGAGGUGGCUGUGGGGGCGGCGGAGGUGACGACUAAAAUAUUAUGCUAAGGACUUACUUCACUAGUAUACAAUGACAUUAAAUUUUGUGAUAUUAUACAUUUUAUAGACAUUCACCUAUAUAUAUAUAAAAUAUUGUAUAGUAUGUUCAAGUAUGGUUUUAAACCACCAUUUAUUACACCAAUUUUACCUGUAACAUGACCCACGCGUAUAAUUCGUGUUCACAAAUGGUAAAAGUUACAGUAAAAAUUAUGAACUCCAUACUCGAAAUUUAAGCUGUUUUUGUUUAUAAUUUUCUUUUUAAAUAAAGGUACCUUUAUAUGAGA